Molecule: messenger RNA, 3729 nt
Organism: Penicillium subrubescens
Lineage: Eukaryota; Fungi; Ascomycota; Eurotiomycetes; Eurotiales; Aspergillaceae
Product: forkhead domain protein
Exons: 1
Coding region: 1-3729 (1242 amino acids)
Biological process (GO): regulation of ribosomal protein gene transcription by RNA polymerase II
Cellular component (GO): nucleus
Molecular function (GO): sequence-specific DNA binding; protein binding; DNA-binding transcription factor activity
Source: RefSeq, a predicted model, not a curated record
AUGUCGUCGCAGACCAUGACGGCGCCAGCAGUGGGCCAUCGACCGCCUGACCCAGGCCCCGAUACGCCCAUGUACGACUAUGGCGGCUCUCCGAACAACCCUUCGCCUCCGACCGACUCUAGGAGCGACUCCGCAAUCCGCGACAUGCAGCAUAAUUCUGCCCCAACCUCCAAGGGCUUGUCCGCCACUCCAAUCGGAAUCAAGAUGGAACCUGUCGAGCCUCAGGACCUGGCCGGGUCGGAAACUCAGAAGAAUAUCAACACGCAGUCCGCCGCAGGUGCGCUACUCGCCCAACUCCUCGGGAAUCAAUCUGCGCCGACGAAUUCUGUCCCGACAAACGGGUCACCAACGACAGAGACUGGAACGGGGAUAGCGACAGGGUCAGGGCACCAGGAGGAGUUGAAAAUGGGCGACGAAGAUGAUCAGAUGGAUCAAAAGAUGGACUUGAACAACGAUUUCUCGUUCGAGCUCAAUCUGCCGCAGGAUGGACAACAGACCUCGGCUUCGGCAGGGAUGCAAAGUAUGUCGAAUGGGGGUAAAUCUACGGAUGAUAUCUUUGCGCAACUCGAUGCGACGCCGCAGGAUGGAACUCACACGGAGCAUCGAGGAUCCGUUGCCAUGGAUCUCUCCGAUCCUUUGAACCACGCAAAGACGGACCUCGACCAACAACCGUCUUUGCUCCCUGCCUUCGAUUUCGCCGUCACCCCGAAAAACGCCCUCGAGGCCCUCCAACAGAACGAAAUACUCACCGCAGCUUAUCUCUCACAGAGCGCCGAUCUUUCAGCUCUAGGGUACCAGGAUGGAUCGACCUCAGUGGCUGGAUCAGAACCUCGAAUCCAGGCCUUUGCGAAGCUGGAGUUUGAUGAUGGGCAUUUUUAUUGCAACACCUACUCAUUCAUUCUGGGUCGUGAUGUACGGGCAGCGCGCGCUGCGCAUCAGCGAGAGUAUCAGUAUCGGCAGGCCGUGCGAAGCUCUCGGGCCAAGAGUUCAAGCGGUGGUAAUACUUCUCAUACGCCUAAUCGAAUGAAGCGAGAAGAGAGCGCUGCGAUGAUGGGCAGUGUAGUCAGCGACCGUGGAGGUAUCAUGGGCUUUGAUCCGGACGUUCCUCCCAACCUCUCUGGCAACAACAUGCCCGGUAAAUUGGAUAUGAACCGACGAUCAUCAAAAUCCUCUUUUGAUGGAUCAGUGGUGCCGCUACACGCCAACCCGGCGCAACUACAGGCGUCCACCGACUACAAUGCCCUCGCCAUGCAGAGCCUCCAAGAAGGAAAUGGUGAUCCUAAACCGGUUGAUACAUUGGCUCUCCUCCCAUCGCCUGAUUCUUGUCCGACCAUUCCUAUUCAUCCUCCCUCGACAAUUGACGGUACGGCAGCAGGCCACCGUGGUAUUUCUCGCCGGCAUGUCCGUAUUGCCUACAAUUUUGAUCGCAAUUUGUUUGAGAUGGAAGUCAUGGGCCGCAAUGGAGCUUUUAUCGGUGCUGACUGGCUGUCCCCUGGCCAAGUCCGGCCAUUGCACAGCGGUGAUUACAUUCAAAUUGGAGGGGUGCGCAUUCGAUUCCUGCUUCCAGAUGUUCCCAUUGGUGAGACUGGUGCGGAUCGUAUGGAGGAGCAACUCGCCGAGGAAGAAGAGGGUGAUCAGGGCUCAGUCGAUGCCGAGCAUGAGAUCGAUGACACAGACAAGCCUCUCAGUGAUAGUGAGAGCAGGGAGCCUUCUUCCAAGGUGACCAAGAUUAUCCUCAAGACCAGGGACUCCGAUUCGUCCAAGGCUCUGGCUUCCAUUGAGGCUGGCGGGGAUGGCCAACCUGCACGUCGCCGGGGUCCUGGUCGUCCUCCCAAGGAUGGCAUCAUGUCCAAGCGUGAAAGAGCCGAGUUGGCUAGGGAGCAGAAGAUGGCUGCCAAGCGGGAGGCCAACGGUGGUGUCACUCCGCCGCCCCCUGCCCUUCCACCUAAGCCCCCAACAAGCAAGGCUGGAAAGACUGUCAAGGAGUCGGUUGUUGCCGAAUCACCGCCGUCUUCCGCAAAGCCCGCCGAGAAGCGCAAGUACACUAAGAGGAAGAAGGGCGAUGGUAUGGACUUUCCUCUGCCUUCAACAGAAGGAGGCCAGUUUACGACCGAGCAACGACCGGAAGAAUACGUCAAGCCUCCACCAGUCAAGAAGCGAAAACCCUCGCGGUCUCCGUCUCCCAACUAUCCUCCAGAGUCUGCAUAUACUCCCGAGGAUCUGGCCAAGCCGCCUUACAACUACGCUGUCCUGAUCUUUGAUGCUCUGACGGAAGCUGGGAACCCGAUGACGCUGAAGCAGAUCUACCGUGCAUUGAAACUGAAAUAUCCAUACUUCCGCUUCAAAUGUGAGACAGAAGGAUGGACAUCCAGUGUGCGACACAAUCUCAAUGGUAACAGCCAUUUGUUCAUGCAUGCCGAGCGAGAUGGCAAGGGCUGGUCCUGGCAACUUCGCCCUGGCGCAUCUGUCGAAAAGGAGAAGAAGAGACGUCCAUCGCCUCCGCCGCCGCAACCUCCUGUAUCGGUGCCGCCUCCUCAGCAUUACAUGCCUCCAAUGCCGCAUUCGUAUGCACCACCAACGGGUGCGCCUGCUCCAAUGCAGAACCAGCACCAGCAUCAGCAUCAGCAUUUCCAGUUCCCUUCGAUUCCAUCUGCCAACUCCUUCUCUGCAGCUUCAGCGCCUCCCCAACAACAGCAUACUAGCCCAUAUGCACCCCCUCCAGUCUCCACUGUCCCUCCUCCUCCUGCUGCUCCCGCUCCAACUGCUGCUCCUCCAGUUUCCGCGCCAGCGCCCGCUGUACCUCAAGUUUCUGCGCCUGCGCCUGCGCCCGUACCUGCACCGGCACCUGCACCUGCACCUGUGUCCGUACCAGCGCCAUCAUCAGUGCCAACUCCGGUUCAGAGUACAGCUCCGGCUGCUGUUCAUGUUCCUGCACCUGCACCUGCCCCCGCAUCCUUCCCUAUCCCAAGUGCUCUUCGUGGGAACCUCCCAGCUGCCUUUGCUCGGACAACCCCAGGAACUUAUACCUCUCCCUACGCCUCCAACCCGCCUCCGCAGGCUCCUCAACAGCAACAACCGCCUCCGCAGAAUUCGCAGCCACAGCCACCGCCAAUUUCAGGGCCACCGCAGCAACAUCAGCAGCAGCAGCAGCAGCAGCAUCACUCCCCUUACCCACCUCCACAAAAGGCACCUUCCACUCCACAGCCACAUAUCAAUACUCAAUCCCAAGCCUAUCCUCCUCCCGCUGUGCCGCAAUAUCAAACUCAGCACCAGCACUCAAUCCAACAACCGGUCCAGUUGCAACAUCAGCAGCACCAACAAAACUCGCAUCAACCUCCUCCACCACAUCAGCAUGUGCCACCACCGCAUCACCAGUCACAUCAACCACAUCCUCCACCGCCAGGACCUCAAACGCACCAUCAUCAACCGCCACCGCAGCACCAACCGCAGCACCAGCCGCAGCAUCAUUCUAUGCAGUCUGGUCCUCCACCAGUUGCUCCGGAAUCUCCCUCGUUUACUGAGCGCGCCAACAAGGCUAUCGACGACUUUGAGAAUGUUCUCAUGGAAGACUACGAGGAUAAGAACUACAUCCGGGAGGUCCUCCGCAGUGCGCGUGCCCGGGUCCUGGGCAAUGCCACUGAGAGCUCGUUCCCUGGCGGCGAACCCAAGGACGAAGCGGUUAUUAUGGAUGUGUUGCGCAACCUGGUGGGAAGCCUGAAAGACGAGUAG